AUGGCACCGAAACGCAAAUUGGACUCCGAAGACGUCCUCGAAAUCUCGGAUUCUUAUUCUGACGAUUCCAUUGACGGUCACUCCGCCAAGGAAAAUGACGCGCCUCUUCCAAAGAAAGCACGCGUUUCAGACGCGUCUGAAGGUGCUGAGCCUGGUGCAUCGACCGUCAAACCCAAAGGAAAAGGCAAGGCUUCUGUUGACCAGGCUCCUGCUCCUACAAGAUGGCAGGACGUGGUGCUCGAGAUUAGCAGCAAUGGAAAGGUUCCGGUGUAUGAUGAUUGUGCCGAAGUUAGACGGAAGAUUCGUCUUCUCACUCAAACGCCGGGGUUCAAAAUUACUGCAUGGCUAAGGGAGAUUGGUAACAUCAACAGCAACUCUUAUGGUCGUUUCAUGAAAGAAAAGAGCCGUACUGACGGUGCCACUAAUGGCACAUACUAUGCCGCAUAUUGUUACUUCGAGAAAGUCCGCAUUGCUGAAGGGAAGAAGAAGACUGCCGGUCGUAUGCGGAAUGAGGAUGAGUAUCUCGAUGGCUUCCCUCUCGAAAAUCGUCGGAAAGGGUGGGUUAUUGUUGGACGCUGA
This is a messenger RNA of Lentinula edodes (shiitake mushroom), 579 nucleotides long. RefSeq lists its product as uncharacterized. The transcript is spliced from 6 exons. The coding region runs from base 1 to 579 and encodes 192 amino acids. The record is from RefSeq and is a predicted model, not a curated record. Lineage: Eukaryota; Fungi; Basidiomycota; Agaricomycetes; Agaricales; Omphalotaceae.